AGAGCAGCGCGGGGAACUGCUGCGCCAGGCGCGCGAGGUCCGUGAUGAAGGGGAGCGGGCGCAUGGUGGAGGGGAACGCGGAAGGGAACGCGGAAGGGAACGCGGAAGGGAACGCGGAAGGCUGGGAGACCACGGCGGAAGUGGGGAAUCCGCCAGCGGUAGGAGCAGCGGAAGACGAAGUGGAACUGGCGGCGGCGGUGCUGCUAGCGCUGUUGCUUGCGGUACUACUAUUACCCCCCAUGCUACUAUAAGUACCCAUGCUACGGUUCGGUCCCCACCCCCCUGCUCCCCCGCCUCCAGCACCGCCGCCCCUGCCUGGUCCGCUUCCGCCUGUGCGCGCAUCCCCCCCUCCCCUUCCGCUUCCCCCGGCUCCGCCAGAUCAGUUGGAGCUUGCGCCAAUGCCCGCGCCGGCUCCUCCGCCAGCUACCCCCCCUCCGCCCGCUCCCCGCCCGCAUCCGCCUACAGUCCCGCCGCCGUCGCUAGCGCCCCCGCCCCUGCCUCCCCCUCUUUUCGCGCCACGCCCGCCGCUUCCCCCUCCGCGAUCUCCUCCGCCACUUCCGCGGCCCUGCGCUGCCGCGGGCCCGCUAAACGCGGGGUUUGGCCCGAGAAUUCCGGAAGACGUGAGUUGCGGUCGAAGCAGUUGCGGCGGCUGCUGGCGCUGCGGCUGGCGCGCGCCUCGUCCGCGUCCCGCCUGACGAGACGGCACCUCGCUCCACUCCCCGUCAUCCAUAGUUACGAGAGGUAA
Closterium sp. Naga37s-1 is the source of this 745-nucleotide messenger RNA. The record is from the annotation of a GenBank genome assembly. Lineage: Eukaryota; Viridiplantae; Streptophyta; Zygnematophyceae; Desmidiales; Closteriaceae.